This is a messenger RNA of Octopus sinensis (East Asian common octopus), 2752 nucleotides long. RefSeq lists its product as uncharacterized. The record is from RefSeq and is a predicted model, not a curated record. NCBI's taxonomy places the organism in Eukaryota, Metazoa, Mollusca, Cephalopoda, Octopoda, Octopodidae. Gene Ontology annotation, cellular component: nucleus. The transcript has 4 exons. Gene Ontology annotation, molecular function: DNA binding; protein binding. Bases 633 to 2480 code for a protein of 615 amino acids.
AGGUGGUGAAAUGAAAAAGGGCCAGGGGAUUAGUUUAGGAGUUAUGUUUAUCCAUCUUCAACUGUUUUUCUAAUAAGAUUGCCAGUGGAAGUUGAAUUUAACCUUAGGCUGCUGAUGAGAAUUAAGGUAGUCUACACCAAAAUUCGAAAUCGCGAUAUGGCUAAAUAUUCUAGGGGCUUACCUCUCUUCAUCAGCCAUUAAGUAUAGUGCUUUAGUGGGUUUGGAGUUAAUUUAACUCUUAUUUUAGCAUAAGCGGUGCUAAUCACUAUAUUCCGUCAUUUUUGCGACCUCUAUUAAUUUUGCCUUUAGGUUCUAAUUGCUAAUAAGCCACCCUUUUACUUUGUUGUGCACACACUAAUAUGUAUGUGGGUGUGUUCUACAUAUAUUGAGAAACUUCGUACACAGUUCAUUUCUUCGUUUCGGUUUCACGUUUUCAUUGUACUUAUAUUUUAUAGCCUUUAGUUUCGAAGACUCUUGGACAUUGCAUGAUAUUCACAGUAAUUAAAAAGACAGUUGUUUGCAACUGUCUCGUGAAUUUAAUUCAGUAUAAUUUACACAUGCAACGUUGGUCAACACCAUACGUUCAUCCGAAUUAUUUUAUAUAGCGUAUUCAUCAAUCAUUUUUUGUGACUAUGGAAUUCACUCUUACUAAACGUGGCGGCAGGAAAUUACUAUAUAAUGGGUACGCUUAUACUGUUGAUAAGAAGAAAAAUAAUAUUACAUACUGGAAAUGUGAAGAAAGAAAAACAUGCGCUGCAAGACUCAAAACAAUUGAUGAUGUUCUGCAGUAUGAUCCACCACCACAUUCUCAUCCACAAGAUGCCUGUAGAAACGUUGUUCUCAAAACAAUACAACAAAUUACAGCAGGAGCUAACAACACAGAAGUUGCGAGAACAAUAACUGAGAAUUGUACACCAGCUUUCCCCCAAGAAACAGCAAGUUCCCUACCCCAAAACGAAAAUCCAAACAGGAUAUGGCGACAAAUGGAAAUAUUUCAAACGAACAAAGCUGGAUCAUCAAAUAAAAACUUAUAUUUAAACAAAAAAAAGCAACCUCCCAGCUCUCCUGCUACAGUUCUUAUCUCAGACAGUGACCAUCCUCCAUCUCCACCUGCCAAAAUUCCUAAGAAGCAGACUUUUCCCAAGGAAUUUCAGGAAGAAAAUUUGAAAUUAAAGAAAAAUUGUCAAGAAAAUGAUUUUACUGACAGGCAAAAUAUUGGUCAUAUCUCUAAGAUGGCUGAAAAUUCUCAGAAACCUUCAAUCAAAAACCUUAUCUGUGUGGUUGAGGAGUCAGAAAAUAUGCCAGAUCCAGUUCAUUUCUCUACCUUUCCAGUUCCAGUACCUACUACACAACCAAAGACCUUUGAAAUACCACAGCCUCAAGGGAAGAAAAUAUUUAUUCUUGCUGAUCAUCAGAAAAAUGUAAUGUCCAGCCUGGCAUUGCUAUGGAAGAGUGGAAAAUUAUGUGAUGCUAGUAUUGACAAUGGUUUAUCUACAGUGAUGGUACAUAAAGUUGUCUUAUUUGCUGUAUGUCCUAAACUGUUGUCAGUAUUUGGUGCAGAGAUGCUCUCUCAGAACUUUCUCCACAUUAACUUACCACAGGAAGUUAGCACAAAAGCCUUAGAUGCUUUUGCUGAUUAUAUGUAUAAUGGGAUUCUAGAUCUUGAUCUAAAUAUUUUACAUCAAUUAAAAAUCAUUGCAAAACGUUUGGAAAUGAAAGAAUUUGAACAACUGUGUGAUAGUCAACUGCCUAAUACAACACAUCAGCAACCUAUUACAGCUACUAAUGCAUUUGUUGCAUCCAACCCAAUGACAGAUAAUGUAUCUGUGUCACAAAAUGUUACAACACCAGUUCAGCUUUCUCCACGUUUCUUUUCAAUAUCAUCCAGUGGUAUUAAUGACAAGAUUUCAAGAGCUGAAUUAUUACCCAAAGAAAAUAGAGUUACAUUGUUUGGAAACAACUCUGAGGUUGCCUUAUUAGAUAACAUAGAUAUCAAUUCCUCUGGUAAUUUUGUCAUGGCUCCCACAGUGAAGAAUGAACCUAUGGAACCUGAGGAAAGCAGAUAUGAGCAUAGUAAGUUCUAUUCAUCCAUUCCAGUUUCAAACAGUUCUCAGACACGAAGCACCAUGCUGAACUGUAAGGAUGCAUCCACUUCAGAAUUUGUUUUACCAUUGUUAGAUACCACACACAGCAAAGCAAUAACAAAUGUGACACGUGGAACAUCAUCUAAGUUAAAAUCUAAUACAUUUGAAAGCUCUUUACAUUCUAACUUAGAAUUUGCAUUGCAUACUGAAAAGAAAAUGUGUUUCCCAUCUAACCCUGUAAGAGAAAACCCUUCUAAACCACAAAAUCGAACUAUAACAAUUCAGUCAUUUGAUAACAUGGCGACAUCUGGUGGCAAUAAAAGUGUGUAUCCUGCAGGACAUUUUACAGCUGGAAGGAACAGAAAACAAUUAUCAUCAGUGCAACUGCCAGUAUGAAGAUGCUGGUUUCUAUAGAACAGAUGACCUUACUUGAUAUCAUGAAAAAAGAAUGGAUUAUGUCAAGUUUUUUUAAGUAUAUGUGCUAUUUUGUAUGUGUAUCAUGAUUUUAUGUCCAUGAGCUGGACGGUUCAGUGGGAUCUAACAGGUUGGAAAACCACAUCUUGUUAUUGUGGCUCAAUUUUUGACAUGGUUUCUAUGCUGGCUGCCCUUCCAAUCAUCAACCACAUGGCACCAGCACUAGUGAAACUAAAGACCCUAGUCUUCCAUGA